Paramuricea clavata is the source of this 2766-nucleotide messenger RNA. NCBI's taxonomy places the organism in Eukaryota, Metazoa, Cnidaria, Anthozoa, Malacalcyonacea, Plexauridae. The record is from the annotation of a GenBank genome assembly.
AUGAUUAUACAGUAUUAUUUUGUCGGAAAUGAACACGAGGUUACACCUGAACCACAUGGCAAUUCUCGUCAGCAGCAGUCAUCGGGUUAUGUAAGAACGAAACCAAGUGUUGUGGAACGGGUCAAAGAAGUGGCUCAACGUACUGGGCCUAAGGGCACUUUGCACCAAGUUAGUGAAGAGAAUGAAGGAUAUUUACGGGCUAACUCAGCGAGUGAUCUUCUUCGAAACCGUGAACAGGCUAAAAAUUGCAGGUCAAAAACCACGCAUUCUAAAAGGUCAUCAAUAAACGUGGAUUCUCUGGCUAUUCUACUGCAAGAGUGCAAGAGACAGCAACUGAGUCUUGGCCAAGAUCCAUUUAUUCGAGAUGUGACAGGUGCACCAGAACUUCGCUGUGUCUUUGCAUUCGAUUUGCAAUUGAAAGAAAUUGAAAAACUCUGUACCAAUGCAGAGAAGUUUUGCAUUUUUUCAGCAGAUCCUACGUUUAACAUAGGAAAAUUCAACGUAACAUUAACGACAUAUCGACAUUUAAAACUUAUUACACGAAGGGAAGGGCAUCGUCCUUUAAUGAUAGUACCCCUACUUGUAAGCCAAACAAAGACGUCAGAAACGUAUAAUUAUUUUUUGGGAAGCUAGUUGCUCUCAAUAAAAACCUGAAAACUCGUUCUGGCUUUUGGAACUGAUGCAGAGGAGGCAUUGGUUGAAGCAAUGAAAAAUUACAUGAACUAUGCAAUUCACUUGAAAUGUUUUGGACAUUUCCGAGAUAAUUGUAAGGCAAAGCUAAAAGAGUCGAAUAUUCCGGAGUCGGUUCAGUUGGCACAUAUUUGCUAGCUCAAUUCAAUUUUUCGGUAAAAUUGCGAUCUCUAGUAUAGGUAAUAAAUUAGUAUAGGAAAUUACACGGUUUUCGAAGAAUUAAUGAAAAAUUGCAUGCGUGUUUGGCGAAAUAUUCCAAGUAUUGACAAGUUAUAUUUUGAUAAAAUUAUGUCUCGGCAAAACUAUAUAAUUCACUUAAAUUUCGCGUCGUUUAAAAUUUGCACAUUUGUAACAAGAAAUCUCUUGAACAUCUAUUUAUGUCAACUUCAUGCGGAAUUAAUGCAAGAAAAUGCUAGAAAGAUUUAUCAUAUAAUAUUUUUGCUAUUAAAGGAUUGUUGGACUCUAAGGAUGAACUGGAAUUUUACGAAAAAUUGAAAGCUCUGGAACGGGAAUGGAAUGAGAGGGAACAUCCCUAUCUUAGAACUAACCAAAUAAAUGUCAGGAAAUAAAUGUCAAUUAAAAAUCCAUUUAUUAUAUUAAUUUAUAUUAUUAUUCCAAAAAUCAUUCUUCGCUAAUUCAACAGAAAGUUGAAAAAACAACUGAUAAGUUCUGAUAAUUGUUUUUACAGGCACAUAUGAUUGUUGAGAGCAUGCUAUCGGACGUGCGUCAAAAUGCUGGCUUGGGUAACCCACCAUCGCUUCUUUAUACCAAUGUUCCCGAGUCCGCCAAUGCUGUUAUUAAGCGUUCCGUGGAUUUUAAAGAAAGCGAAAUGUCUAGCUUUACGGUAAAAAUGGCACAGCUUAUUAAACGCUAAAAGGAGGACGUAAGAGGGGCACUAUUAAACUCAGGCCCAUAUAAGUUGGUGGAAGAAUCUGUGCAUUUACAAUUAAAUGCUGAAAAUGCUUCUCCAUGUCCACCACUCAAUGUCAAGCACAUGAAAGAAGGUUCGACUCUUAGAAUUGUCCGAAAACGUGGAAGAAGCGCAAGAAACACAGGCACAAAUACGUCACUUAUCAGUGAAACCAGAGGAAGCAAAUUUGACGAGUUUACCCGUUGAAUCGGUAAGACACGUUUUCCAAAGUGCGGAGGCGUUGUUAUCCAAAGAGAACGCCAUAGUUUUAGCACCUGGAAAUAAUAAAAUGGCUUUCAUGGUGGAAAGUAAAACAUCAAAACGUCCCCACUACGUGUUUGCAGAAAAAAACAGGAAAAAUUACGUGUGAAAAUUGUCCAGGAUGGGCUUCUGCAAAUUUGUGUAAACAUGCGGUGGCUGUGGGAGAAAAAACGCAGCAACUGGGCAAGUAUCUGGAUUGGAUUCGAAGGUGAAGUACUCCCCUUAACUUAACUACCUUAGUCACUUACGAUUCGUCCAAAGGAGUUGGAAGAAAGAAAAACAAAACAUCAACGAGUCGUCGAAUAGGUGGAAGAAGUGGAGGAAAUGCCAAAGAACCCCGUGUGAUUGUGGACAGAGUUUUGAAUACUUUACAACAAAAACAACAACAACAGCAGCUACAACAACAACAACAACAACAACAACAACAACAACAACAACAACAACAACAACAACAACAACAACAACAACAACAACAACAACAACAACAACAGCAGCAGCAACAACAACAACAACAACAACAACAACAACAACAGGAACAACAUUACGAGUCCAACAGCAACAAUGGUUGUAUCGCCAACGACAACAACGACAACGACAACAACAGAAUCAAAUAUCACCGCACGUUAACCAUCCUGGCUUAUCAGCACACUCUCCUGGUUAUCCGAAUCCACUAUAUGGCGCAUACAUGCUAUAUUUUCUUAAAUUCUGUCCCCCGCAAGUCAAAACGUGUUUUGGAUGUGGCCAAGCUCUUAAACCAGGAGGAGAAAUCGGACGAGCCCCUUGUGAUCUCGUUAUCGUUUCAAACGCCAAUCGAACAUAUUAUGAUAAUACAGGAACACUUAAUUAAGGAACGACCAGGCAAUGUUUAUUACCAUGUAAAUACCGGGUGUUUAAAGCGACAGUAA